Bicyclus anynana (squinting bush brown) is the source of this 5062-nucleotide messenger RNA. RefSeq lists its product as uncharacterized. The record is from RefSeq and is a predicted model, not a curated record. NCBI's taxonomy places the organism in Eukaryota, Metazoa, Arthropoda, Insecta, Lepidoptera, Nymphalidae.
UUAUCAAUUGAACGCGGCACGUGGCGGAAAGUAGUAUCGGGUAUUGCUUUCACAAGUUUAUAAUAUUAUUUAGUUUGUGUUUGUAUUACGUUGGCGCGUUUUUUAACAAAUUUAAAUUAAUAAUGUGGCAGGCGCCUUCUCUGAAUGCCGAGUCCUCGUCUUAUUCAAGUGAGGCGGAAGAAGGAAACGUCUCCUCAACUAUUUCUGAUGACACUGCAGAAAAUAGGAUUUUGUCAAGUCCUGCAGCGGCUCUAAUAAUUUGUAGAAUACCGGUCGGUAUGAGUUCAAAUAUCCAAUCGCAACGACUGAGAGGACACCGCAGAAGAACUUGUGGUGGAAGUCAACGAGUUCGCUCAUUUAGAAUGGCAAAUUGUAAUACUUGUAUAGACACACCUACAAAUCACUGCAACAGUCAAAACUUUAACCAGGAAAGUGUAUCACGAAUUAGGACUCAAGAAGAAUCUUCGUACAGAGUUGCAACAAAACGAAAUGGCGGCAAUCAGGGUGGCUAUUUAUUUGAGGAUCAACAGGAUAUAGAAAUGGAUAGCGCACUUCCGAACAAUCCAGCUCGGGGUCUUUUAGUAUCAACAGAUUCGGCGCAAACUCAUCCCCUUGAAAUUUUGUCUCAGUCUCGAUUGGAGCUAAGGUCAUCCUAUAGUCAAACUAGUUCACCCGUUAACCAAAUUGACGACAAUUCUAAUACAAUGAAUGAACGUUUAUUAGAGCCUGAACUAGAAUUACCGUUAGCUCCUUUAAUUCGAGCAGACAAUGCUUGUAAGGAUCAAUUCGAAUUAAGUAUGAAACACAGUGUGCCUCAGAAUAAUUCGAAGUCAAUAAUAGAUUUUGAUGACACAAUCUCAUCGCCGCUACCACGAAAAGUUCCUACUCUUCCUAAGCCUACAGCUCAUGCUCAGAAAUUAGCGAAUAGUUUAAUCAAGCUUUCUCGCUAUCUAAAGACGCCUAACCUCACAGAGCUGUGUUGUUUAGAUUGUCAAUAUGUUCCUGUUUUACCGGUCACAGGGCAGUGUGGCCAUACGCGAUGUAUGAGAUGCAUCGUAGAUAACGGUGUAUGUCCUUGCAGUGCCGAUGCCCCAAAGUCAUUGCUCGUUAACACGGUCGUCCGGGAGAUAAUUGAGAAAAUGAUGAGAUACAUUAAGUUACCGAGAAAAAUUGAACUUGGACCAGCUAGAGCGUGCGGUGAUAAAAUCUCGCUGAUUGGAGGCUCGAUACCGUAGGGCGCGGCACUUGUUGGACGCCGGCAAAUACUUAGAAGCCGCAUCACACCUUGCCCGGGUCGCGGCUUCUGCGGAACCAUUCGCUCGUGUUGCUCGCAUCCUCUUGACGCAGACAAUCAGCGCAGUGUGCGGCAAGCGCUCACCGAGUCCAGUACCGCGGCAGCUACGGAGAGCAGUGAGCGAGCAGUCGGCGCGCAGUUGGCUGCGGCCGUCCGACCUGGAGUGCGUGCUCUGCACCGGCACGUAUCGAAACCCAGUGUGCACGCCGUGCGGACACACGUACUGCCGCGAGUGCAUCGAGCGAUCCUUGUACUACAAGAAGACGUGCGCCCUGUGUCUCAGUUCGUUGGAGAAUUUCAAUCUUGCCAAGACUCAAGACACUGUAUUUAUCAGUUCUAUUCUGUCUUCAAUCGAUGCCUUGCCAUUCCCGGAUGAAACAGAUGUGCUCCCUGUCGUUACUUGCCACGUGGCCUACCCGGGUAUGCCGUGUCCACUGUUCGUGUUCAACCCGCGGUACUGUCUCAUGGUGCAACGGGUGCUGGAGUCGGGGUCGCGGCGGUUCGGAAUGCUCGCGUAUACAUUCGCUAACUAUGGCACGGUUUUGGAGAUACGAGACUGCGUAGUGUUUGAAGAUAGCUGUUGUAUAGUGUCUACUGUUGGGGUGUCGCGGUUCAGAGUUAUCGAAAGAUACGAGAAGGAUGGCUGUGACGUUGCCCGCAUUCAAUCUUUGACCGACAUGAACCUGACUGCGGUGGAAGACCUGGAGCUGCCUCUGUUGGCGGUCAAGGUGUACAGCAAAGCUUCGUUCUGGCUGCACAAUAUGGAUUUACGUAUCAAAAGUGUACGCGAAGAGAUACAGACAGCCUUUGGCAGCUUGCCCUAUGAUGUCAAACCCGAGGAAUUGGGUAAAACGUCGGAUGGACCCAACUGGUUGUGGUGGCUCGUCGCCAUAUUGCCGCUCAACCGUGAGAUAAAGUUUCUGAUAUUGUCUACCCGGAGUCUCCUGAAGCGGAUGCUAGCAGUUUCGCGGGCCCUGGAUCUGGUAGACUCCGAUUUGGCAACACUUGCUGCAUCGGACGAGCUCGCGAACCAAGAAGUAUGGCUGCCUAGGGACAGCUGAGCUUGGCACUCGAGAUAUUCUUCGUGGCGGACAUUUGUCAAACGUCGAAACGACGAAACAAUCGGCCAUUUUGUGUUUCGUAAAAUUGACAUUCCACAGAGCAUACAGUAUGUCUUUUAAGUGUAACAGUUAAGAAGGGAAACAAUUCUGUAUAGCCUGACCAGAAAUGAAUAAUUUUAGUCUGUGCUUAGUAUGCUAGAAUAAGAAAUUUGUUCCUUUUCUAGCGAGGUUUAUUUUAGUGGUGUUGCUAGCUGCAUGUGUAAAACAUUUUUGUAAUCGGUAGCAAUAUUUAUGAAGAUUUUAGGUGUCAGCCGAAACGUAGUGGUGGGGAGGCAGGGCACCUCUCCGCGCUCCCCUCCCGCUCGCCCGCCGUCGCCUCACGCGGCUUGACUUUAUGUAUCACCUGCGCUUAACCACCACUACAGCUCAUUUCGGAUUGCAUCCGACUAUACAAACAAUUACAUCAUUUUCUUAUGUUGAUUAACAAUUUAGUCUCAAUAACUGAAAACUGAAAAGUUUCACAGCUCUGUGCUUUUUAAGAAAUAAGAUUCCACGUGUCUCAAACGGUGAAGGACAAACAUCGUGAGGAAACCCGCAUACCUUUAUUCUCUACUCACUUCCCGCUUCUGCCCGCGCGCACGACUUCACACCCGCGUAGUCCUUCGUCUCCCGUCGCCCGCAUACCAUGGGAGUGUCAUCAACGAACUUGCAAAGCUAUACAAUACCUAAUCAUGGAAGGGGCCUACAGGGGAAGAUUGCUUAGGGAAUCGAGUUACCUUAAUCCGGCACUGGCGAUAACAUAACAAUGACACAAACCAGCCCCUGUUGCCAAGUGGCACGUCGAUUCUCUUUCUACGAUCGCAAACGCUUCGAAAACUAGAAAAAUGUAUAGGAAUGACAGUUCUGGACCACGUGACCUGUCUAUAGCAAAUGUCAUUCCCAUACAAUUUUCGGAAUUACGUUUGUUCUUUAUUUAGUUAUGCAUUUGCAUUGACAAUUAAAAAAUGCUUAGAUGCGCUAGAGUUUUUAGUUAGUUUUUACUUAUUUUUACUGUUACAUACGAAUAAAGUCUUAUAGAAAUUAAAACAAAUUGCAAUUUAAACAUUUAUCGAAUAUUUCAAUAGAAACAUAAUAUGUACAAUUGUACAUGUUCAGACAAUAUAAUAUAUCAGAAUAAUAAUAUAAUUUUUGUUUGACACUGAAAACUACAAAGGAUUCAAACAAUAUAUAUUAUAUACAUUUUACACUUAUACAUAUAGAUAGACAUACAAAUAUACAUACUUACACAUAACAUAAGAAAUAACAGCUAGAAAAUGCUAAAGGAAGCAAAAUACUGAAACAGAUGUAAUAAACUGAGGCCAAUGUAAAAAUAUAAUAAUUAUUAUAGCGACAAAUAAUUGUUUAAGUAGAAAAUAGUUGCACAGUUUGCUUAUGAUUAAUCGCAGAUGUUUUUAUGUUAUAAAAUUGAAAUUUCAUUUAUUUCAAUUAUAUAGAAAAAAAUAAUAAAAAAUAUUCUUUUCAAAUUCUCUUGCUCUAUUCUAUAACAAUGUUUUUAUUACCCCUUUAUAACGGACUAUAUCAAUAUAUCUAACCCCUGUCUUAUUUAUUUGAAGCAUUUAAUUAGUUUGCACUAUUUUGUAUAUUUAUUAUUAUUGAAAAUUAAUGAUUAUUAUAAAGUUUCCAAUAGGUUGUUAACACCUGCUUGCACCUGAUAGGUGAUUCACAUCCAAUUUGGCUCUAGUAUUGUCAAGGGAAUUUCUUAUCAACUUUGUUUAGCAAUAUAGUCGUAAGUACUUGUUCAAUACAUUCAAUGCGAGAUCUGCGAUUGAUCAGUGACGCUAACGUGCGGACAACGUGAUAAUCUCGUGAAGAGAAAUAGACAAACCUCAACCAAUGGCGGUGCAACCACAAAUACUGCUAUCUCUAUUAUUGCGCUGGGACCAUCGAUCUCUUAUUAAAAAGUGGAUGCACAAUCAGCGACCAAAAAACGUCCCCACUCAAUGAGAGACAAACACAACUUCUUGGCACUCAAUUCAAGUAGUCGCAUUGGCAAAUUCAACCUUAAACUCAGUCAUUAAGGUUAAAUUUGCUCUGAAUUUGGGAUUUUAUUGAAUAUUGGACUAUAUUUAAAGGACUUUAGGUAUAAUUUCCUUUACCAAUAAUUCUAAAACUGUCAAAGCAAAAUUGGCCAGUUUACAAGUGAAAUUUUCUACAUGAUUGUGCGUCCUUUUAUUAUAAGAGGUCAAUGGUGGGACGAAAGAUAUGGGACUGGAAAUUCCGCCGCCAUUGGACGAUGUUUUCUUUGUGUCUUUUCACUUAGUCGCAUUUUAGCGCCACAGGCAGCUUGUCUGUGUCCUACUCUUUAUACUGUAAAAUAUAAUUAGCUGUAAAAUUUCUAAAUAGUUUUCAAUGAUCUCGAUUAACUAACAUAAUGAUUCAUAUUUUUUAAUUUUUAAUGUACAAGGUAUGUCCAAGGUUUACAGAAAAUAUGUAUCUAUAAUAAUAAAUGUAUCUUUAAUAUAAUGAAAAGUGUAGUAUAUAGUUGAAUCAGAUCGACACGGAUGACUUGUGUGCUGUGAUCACUGCAUACAAUUUAUAUAUUUUUUGAUAUAACUUGGACAAUAAAAAUUAUUACUAACAAGCAAUUCCUAGAAACAUUUUCUAAGUUACUUGUGAUUGUUUAAUAAUAAAUUAUGUUUUAAUUUUG